AAGAUCCUUAGUUUGAUUGCCUUCAUCAAGUGAUCUUCAACAGUAAAAAUGGGGCGAUCGCCGUGUUGCGAUGAGAAUGGGCUGAAGAAAGGGCCAUGGACACAAGAUGAGGAUGAUAAAUUAAUCGAUCACAUUCAAAAACACGGCCAUGGAAGCUGGAGAGCUCUUCCUAAGCAAGCCGGUUUAAACCGAUGCGGAAAGAGUUGCAGAUUGAGAUGGACCAACUACUUGAGACCUGACAUCAAGAGAGGGAGCUUCACUGCAGAGGAAGAAGAAACCAUCAUCAACCUCCAUUCCCUUCUUGGAAACAAGUGGUCGUCGAUAGCCAGUAAUCUUCCUAGGAGAACGGACAACGAGAUCAAAAACUAUUGGAACACACAUUUGAGAAAGAAACUUCUCCAAAUGGGGAUUGAUCCGGUCACACAUAGGCCGAGAACUGACCAUCUAAACGUCUUAGCUGCUCUUCCACAGCUUAUAGCCGCCGCAAAUUUCAAGAGCCUCUUGAAUCUCAAUCAAAAUGUGCAACUGGAUGCAACAACUCUUGCUAAAGCCCAAAUAUUACACAAUAUAAUUCAAGUCCUUAGCACCAAUAACAACAACAAUCCCUCAUCUUGGCCAUUAGCCAUGCAGACCAGUGACAAUCUCUUUGGCCAAUCUUCUUACUUAGAGAACCAAAAUCUUUUUGGCCAAUCUCAAAAUUUAUCUCACAUUCUUGAGAAUAGUCAUGACGAGGAUUUUAUAGUAAAAAACCAAACAAUUGAUCAUCCUUUGGAUUCUUUUUCUUCCCCGAUGCAAAUGGAUGUUCAAGAUGAUCACUAUUCGCUUCCACUAUUGGUUUCGGGUUCGCCUGAGGAAUCCAAACAAAGUCAGAUAAAGAUCAAGAACAAAGACAUCGUCCAUGAUCAGCAUCAUCAUCGUGAUACUUCAAAUCCUUCAUCAACAAACUCCACGUUCACACAAGAUCAUCAUCGACCAUGGUGUGACACUACUAUUGAUGAUGAAACAAGUGAUUCUUAUUGGAAAGAUAUCAUAGAGCAAACGUGUUCGGAACCAUGGCGGUUUCCUGAAUAGACAAGAUUGACAAAAAUUAAAUAAAGAGAGAC
Molecule: messenger RNA, 1103 nt
Organism: Brassica oleracea var. oleracea
Lineage: Eukaryota; Viridiplantae; Streptophyta; Magnoliopsida; Brassicales; Brassicaceae
Product: myb-related protein 330
Exons: 4
Coding region: 49-1071 (340 amino acids)
Source: RefSeq, a predicted model, not a curated record